Molecule: messenger RNA, 681 nt
Organism: Torulaspora delbrueckii
Lineage: Eukaryota; Fungi; Ascomycota; Saccharomycetes; Saccharomycetales; Saccharomycetaceae
Gene: GOS1
Product: Gos1p
Exons: 1
Coding region: 1-681 (226 amino acids)
Biological process (GO): endoplasmic reticulum to Golgi vesicle-mediated transport; vesicle fusion
Cellular component (GO): SNARE complex; Golgi membrane; cis-Golgi network
Molecular function (GO): SNAP receptor activity
Source: RefSeq, a predicted model, not a curated record
AUGUCAAACCCUCAAUCAUUUGUGACUGUGAGGAGUCAGGCGAUCUCAUUGGAAUCACAGGCAGAAUCACUGCUUUCUCGGUAUUCUUCAUUCGCACAGACAACAAGUUCAGAAGCUACUGGGAAGGAGAAAAAUCUCGACAAACUACUAGAGGAAAAUAUAUCCAAGAGGCGGGAAGUUAUCGAGUCGUUGACCCACAUCUGUGACGAAAACCCCAAUAUCUCAGCUUCGAAACUUUCCCAAGUACAGCGUCAUAAAGAAGUAUUACAAGAGCACUGGAAAAAUUUCAGAAAUAUUAGAUCAUCGAUCCAACAGGAGAGGAAUAGAUUGAAUCUAUUGUUCAGUGUAAAAAAUGAUAUCGCUCAACAGCAGGAUGAUCUAGAGGCUGGUGCAAAUUUGGGUAACAAUGAAGAUGAGUAUUUUCAAAACGAAACGAGAAGAGUGGAUCAAUCACAUAAUAUUAUCGAUAGAUUACUUACUCAAGCAUGGGAAACCAGAGAUCAAUUUGGUGCACAGAGCAGUGUAUUACAAAGUGCCAACAAUAGGAUCUCGGCAACAUUGCAAAGGAUACCCGGGAUUAAUCAACUUAUUGGCAAAAUAGGUACCAGAAGGCGUAAAAAUGCCAUUAUACUGGCUACAGUCAUUGUCAUUUGCAUGUUACUCCUGUUCUUUACAUGGUAA